AUGAGCUCACAAGGUUUACCUCCUGGAUGGUCUAUGGGUUAUGAUAGUAUCACUGGUUUCCCAUUUUUUAUCGAUCACAUUAACAAGUCAACUACAUGGGAAGAUCCACGAAAGUCUAAAACUCAAAGUAAUAUCACACAAAAUUUACAAUCUGUCCCAUCUUAUUCAUCUGAAUCUAUUAAUAAUCGUCGACAAUAUAACCUUCCUGGAAAUGAACCAGUGAUCGAUCCUUCCAAUCCAGGAGAUAUUAAAUUAGGCAAUGUAGGAGAUAACAUUCAACGUAAAAUUCAAUCACAUUAUGAUAAUGUUAGUGAACCAAUACCAAUCAAGGUGCAUUCUAUCAGCUCUUCGAAUAAUAAUAAUAAUAACAAUAAUAAUAAUAAUAGUAACCAUCAUGAAUAUGAACAAAAGCUGAACAACACCCCAGCAACUCAGUCGUUUGAUUCAUAUAAACCUAAUCAAAAUUCUUCCACAAAUAAAAGCGAAUCAAUUCCUAUCAAAUCUGUUUCUGUUAAAAUUUCAGAUGAUAAUAAUAAUAAUAAUGAUAAUAAUAAUGAAAAUGUAUCUCAACCAACAACAUCAGAUCCAUUCUCUCUUAUAGAACAAGCUCAAUGUGAACUUGCAGAAAUAGAAACUGAGAUUAGCGGGUUUACUUCUUCAUAUAAAACUAAAGCUUAUCUGUUACUCGAAGAUAAACUUGAUAAGCUUAUGCUACGAUUGGAUAAAAUCGAUUCAUCUGGUGAAACAUUUAUCAGAAAUAAACGUCGUGAAGUUAUAUUGGCUGUUCAAAAUGCUCUUAAAAAUCUUGAAAGUAAACUGACACAAAUAAAAUCAGAUAAUCAAGAGCAUGAUAUCAGUUUAACUGAUCAAUCUUCUUCUUCUUCUAAUAACAAUAAUAAUACCAAUGAUAAUAUAAAUAAACAAGUUCACUCAUCUAUAGAUUCUAGAGAAAUUCAUAUAGGUUCUAAUGAAGAAUGUCAAAACAAGUAGAUCAUUCUCUAUGGUACUUUAUCUUAUUCUUUAAAACUUCAAUGUAGUUCAUUAUUUUCCCG
Schistosoma intercalatum is the source of this 1052-nucleotide messenger RNA. The record is from the annotation of a GenBank genome assembly. Lineage: Eukaryota; Metazoa; Platyhelminthes; Trematoda; Strigeidida; Schistosomatidae.